Molecule: messenger RNA, 514 nt
Organism: Zophobas morio
Lineage: Eukaryota; Metazoa; Arthropoda; Insecta; Coleoptera; Tenebrionidae
Gene: l(3)neo43
Product: lethal (3) neo43
Exons: 2
Coding region: 160-462 (100 amino acids)
Biological process (GO): mitochondrial respiratory chain complex IV assembly
Cellular component (GO): mitochondrial inner membrane
Source: RefSeq, a predicted model, not a curated record
AAAUUGACAAGUAUGACAGCUGACAGGUAGCAGCGGCGGCUCGUUGAGAGGGUCGUGGGUGAUUUUGUGACGAUUUUCACGGCUUGUGCAGGUUUGUCACACAGUAUUUAGGUUGAGUGAUUGAAGUUCCGCAUGCCGCGGUGACAUAACCUCAAAAUCAUGGCAAGUUUAGGUGAAAAAAUUAACCGAAUUCUUAAUCGGAGGUCGGUGAAGUAUGGUUUGCCCUUCCUUUUGGUUGUGCUCGGUGGUUCUUUUGGUCUGCGAGAGUUUACACAUCUUAGAUAUCAGUUUUCGAGAGUCUCGCAGGUGAGACCUGAGGAACUCAAAAAAGUGGGUGUUGAAAUGAAGAAACCGGGUGAAGUAACACUAGAGGGUGAAUAUGAGAAGAUUAAGAAGAUAGAUAUUGAUAAUUGGGAGCAGGUGCGAGGACCCAGGCCUUGGGAAGAGGAAACGAGCGAGUAGUUAUUUAAAUAUUUUAUUAGUCAGUUUUGUUUAAUAAAAAAAUAAUUGAAAA